Striga asiatica is the source of this 501-nucleotide messenger RNA. NCBI's taxonomy places the organism in Eukaryota, Viridiplantae, Streptophyta, Magnoliopsida, Lamiales, Orobanchaceae. The record is from the annotation of a GenBank genome assembly.
AUGGCGAGUCCUCAGACAGAACUAAAGCUGAAAGAAGCACAAAAUUCCAUGUCUUACAAAAAGAGAGAGAGAGAGAGAGAGAGAGAGAGAGAGAGAGACCUGAAAGAGGACUAUAAAUUAAUGGAGAGAUUACAUUUGCAAAUGCUGUUAUACUCAAAAUGCAUCCUUGUGCAAGGAGCCCAAGCAAUGCUGUCGAAGAACAUCUGCAAAAAAAUAAGAUUUACAUUUUCACAAUAUUUUAUAUCCAUACAGAUCUAUUAUUAUAUAAAAAAUGAUUGUGAAGCAAACACAUUUAGAAAUCCAGCAAAGAGUCCCAAUGAUAACAAUUUCUCCUCUCCGAUUAUGGGACCCAACGUGGGCAUGAAGACCAUCUGCAAAAGCAAUGAGAAGCACAUCCGCGAAUUGAUCUUUCUUGAAGUGAAAUCGAGCCUUCAGAAAAUACUGCAGAACGAUAAAAUGAUGAGUUCACCAAUACGAGCAUAUCGUUUGUCAAAACCAUAA